Messenger RNA from Dreissena polymorpha, 790 nucleotides. RefSeq names its product kxDL motif-containing protein 1-like. The coding region runs from base 46 to 549 and encodes 167 amino acids. The record is from RefSeq and is a predicted model, not a curated record. Gene Ontology annotation, cellular component: BORC complex. The transcript has 4 exons. Lineage: Eukaryota; Metazoa; Mollusca; Bivalvia; Myida; Dreissenidae. Gene Ontology annotation, biological process: lysosome localization.
UGCAACCGGUAAACAAUUGGUGUGUUUUUACCUGUUUUGACAGAUAUGUCAUCCCCCAAUUCUAGCUCAAGUUUUGAUGCUGCGGAGACAUUUGCAGCGGCUUUAAUUGGACAAGUUGAUAACGAUUCAGUUAAAAACAUGGUUGUGGUUCAAAGAGACAUGCUUUCCAGAUUUGAAAAGACCAAUGAAAUGCUGAUUAAUUUCAACAUCCUGUCAUCAAACAGAUUCUCCAUUACCAGCAGUCAGUUUAGAAGACACACUCAACUUCUGUAUGACAUGAAAAAGGACUUGGACUCCAUAUUUAAAAGGAUAAGAGUCAUCAAGCAGAAGUUAAGAAAAUCCCAUCCUGAUGCAUUUAAAGCCUGUGAGGUCUCGCCACUUGAAGAGGAUGAGGAGGAGGAGGGCAUUUUGAGUGAACGUCAAACGACAGAAGAGGUAGAAGUGAAUACCGACAGUGAGCACAACAGUUCUACUGACAAAGCAUCCCCUGAACUGCUAACUGAAGCUGCGGUCAAAACAAAUGGAAAUAAGGCUUUUGAAAACAGUUAAUUCUUGUGAGAUGUAUUGUUAACAGAAUAAUCACCAUUCCUGUAUUGUUUAUUGAUGGUAGGUAUAAGAUAUAUAAUAGUAAAAUCAAUAACUUCACAUUCCGUAUCAGUUUCGUGCUUCAACUAUCUGUACGGAAAUUUAUGUGUGCAAUAUUUUUAAAAUACAUGUUUAAUGACUUUGUUGUUUGUGUUAAAGUUGUUGAUAUUUACAUGAACACAAUAAAUGUUUGUUGUUUAUACUA